Molecule: messenger RNA, 3392 nt
Organism: Brassica rapa (field mustard)
Lineage: Eukaryota; Viridiplantae; Streptophyta; Magnoliopsida; Brassicales; Brassicaceae
Source: RefSeq, a predicted model, not a curated record
UCUUCUUUCUCUUUAGUCAUAACAAUUCCGUGAAAAUCAUGUGUUCAGGAGCUUAUUAUCGUUCGUGGAUGGAUAAACCUCAUUUGGAUCCCAACACUAAUUUGCUUACGGAAGAAUACGUUCAAGGGAUUGGAGAAUUCAUGAGGCUUGUUCAACAGCAACCGGAUGCAAAAAGUGGUAUGUUAAGAUGUCCCUGCUCUACUUGCAAUAAUAAUAAGGUUAUAAAAGAAUUUGAUGUUUGGACUCAUUUGUAUAUGAAAGGGUUUUCACGUAAUUAUAAAGUUUGGUACCUUCAUGGGGAAACUGGUUAUGAAUAUGGUAGUACUAGCGAACCUCAGCCUGUUAGUGAACUUCAGCCUGAUAUUAGGUUAGAAGAACCUAGAACGGAUAUAGAUUAUGGUGUAGGUACUGAGCAGAUGGUACAUGAUCAUUAUAGAGGGGAAGAACCAAAUCCCGAAUCUAGGAGAUUUUUUGAUAUGUUAGAUGCAGGAAAACAACCUUUGUAUCAAAAUUGUAGAGAUGGUCAUUCAGUCUUAUCAUCUGCAACUAGAUUAAUGGGUAUUAAGACAGACUAUAAUUUGGCUGAAGAAUGUAUGGAUGCGAUUACUGAUUUUGUCAAAGGUAUUCUACCUGAGGAUAACCUUGCACCGGGUUCAUACUACGAGGUUCAGAAACUUGUAGCCGGUCUUCAACUACCGUACGAAGUGAUAGAUGUAUGUAUUGACAACUGCAUGAUCUACUGGAGAGCGGAUGAGACACGAAAUGUAUGCAAAUUUUGUGGGAAACCUCGUUAUCAGGAGACGAGGGGAAGAGUUCCGAUCCCGUUCAAAAGAAUGUGGUAUUUGCCUUUGACGGAAAGAUUGAAGAGGUUGUAUCAGUGUGAGCGCACAGCAAAAGCAAUGAGAUGGCAUGCAGAGCAUUCCACAAAUGGUGAGAUUAGACAUCCUUCAGAUGCGAAGGCUUGGAAACAUUUCCAGUCAACAUAUCCAGAAUUUGCGGAAGAGAGAAGAAAUGUUUAUCUUGGAUUAUCUACUGAUGGUUUCAGCCCGUUUGGAAAGCAUGGAAGACAGUAUUCUCUAUGGCCAGUUAUCGUGACCCCGUACAACUUACCGCCGAGCUUGUGCAUGCGACGAGAGUUUUUGUUUCUCUCAAUUCUCGUCCCCGGUCCAGAUCAUCCUAAAAGAUCACUAGAUGUGUUUCUUCAACCACUGAUAUAUGAGUUGCAACAACUAUGGGCGCAUGGUUUUGAGACAUACGAUGUUUCGUGCAAAGAAAACUUUCAGAUGCGGGCAGUACUUAUGUGGACAAUAAGUGACUUUCCAGCAUAUGGUAUGUUAUCUGGAUGGACAACACAUGGGAGGCUAUCAUGUCCAUAUUGUCAAGAUGACACAGAUGCUUUCCAACUAAAGAACGGAAGGAAAACGUGUUGGUUUGACUGUCACAGACGAUUUCUUCCACCUGAUCAUCCAUACCGCAGGAGUAAGACUUCGUUUACGAAGAACAAGCAGGUGUUUGAUGGUCCACCUGAGGAAGUUAGUGGGGAAGAUUUGUUGAAGCAGUUUAGGGAUUUUGAUGCAGAAAGGACGCCAGAUGUAGGUGGACAUGAAAACAUUCGAGUCAGUGCGGUUGGAGAGCUACAUAACUGGCACAAAAAGAGUAUUUUCUGGGAUCUGCCAUAUUGGAAGACUCAUCUAUUGCGGCAUAAUUUAGAUGUCAUGCAUAUUGAGAAGAACUUCUUCGACAAUCUGAUGAACACAGUCCUUAACAUCCAAGGUAAAACGAAGGAUAAUUUGAAGUCAAGGUUGGAUUUAGUCGAUAUCUGUGAUCGUUCUGAACUUCACGUUGAUGAGAACGGUACGGCCCCUUUUCCCAUUUAUCGGCUGGAUGGUGCUAGAAAAGAAGAGUUCUUUGAUUGGAUUACAGAUAAAGUGAAAUUUCCUGACGGAUAUGCAUCAAAUUUGGGGAACUGCGUUGAUAGAAGCGAAGGAAAGUUUAGUGGCUUGAAGAGUCAUGAUUGUCAUGUAAUUAUGCAGCGCCUCCUCCCGUUUGCUUUUUCAGCAUUAUUGCCACGUAAUGUUCAUGAAGCAAUUGCAGGGAUAAGUGUUUUCUUCCGCGACUUAUGCAGCAGAGUAGUGACUGAAGAGGGUAUUAAUAAUUUGAAGACAAACGCACCAGUCAGCAUGUGCAACCUUGAGAAGAUAUUUCCUCCAUCAUUCUUUGAUGUAAUGGAACAUCUUGCUAUUCAUCUCGCAAGAGAAUUGGAACUUGGUGGUCCUGUGCAGUACAGAUGGAUGUAUAUUUUUGAGCGUUAUAUGCAUCAUCUGAAGAAGAUGGUCAAAAAUCAAAGCAGGGUGGAAGGAUCUAUAGUGGCACAGGUGAUCAAUGAAGAAACUGCAAUCUUUGCUGAAAAUUAUUUUCCACCAGAAGUGCAUACAAAACACCGAAGACCUGCUCGGCAUGAUGACAGAGGGGAGAGAGCAACAUAUCAUGUUACUGUCCCAAGCAUGUUCAAGGAAAUAGGACGACUUAGCGGAAAAUUCACGAAGCGCAGACUUACGGACACUGAGCACGCUCAUUUGCAAACAUAUUUGCUCACCAACUGUGAAGAUGUUCUACAAUAUGAGAGUGUAUAUAUGGCGGAGUUGCGUAUGACUCACAGGCAUGCAACAGAAGAUGAGCUUCAACAACUUAGAGAUAACGGAUUUGCUGUGUGGCUUCGUAGUUAUGUGAAUGAUGGUUUGGCCAGAGGUUUUGUGUUCGAUGAUUGGAUACGCGAAUUUGUGCAGGGACCAAACUAUGUGGUCAAAUCAUAUCCAAAAUUUUGUACGCGAGGAUAUGCAUUCACAAGGAAAGGUCAUUCUAAGACAACAUAUGAUGCUGGUGUUUCAUCUUCUUCCGGUGACGAUGUCUACUACGGCAACAUAAAAGAAAUAUUGGAAAUCCAAUUUCCUGGAAUGGUUGGAUUGCGUUGUGUAGUAUUCUAUUGUGAUUGGUAUGACACCACCCCAGAUAGAGGAGUGAAGAUUGAUGCGUUUGGUGUUACAUCAGUUCAUUCGCGGCGGAAACUUCAAUACUAUGAUCCCUUCAUUCUUGGUUCGCAAGCUGAUCAGGUAUGUUACAUCAGUUACCCUCGGGUGACGUACAGAGAUGAUCCAUGGGUCACUGUAACGCAAAUCAACCCAAGAGGACGAGUGGAUGGAACUUCUGAUGAUGAUGAACCAUUGCAACCAGAGUCUACCAGCAACGCCCAGGCAGUUGAAGAUUUGGCAAAUGUUGAACUCGUUGAGGAUUUGACUGAGUUUGGACUUGAUGCUGUUGUACAUUCGGAGCCAGAAGCUGAGGUUGGGGAGUUUGAUGAAGAUUCAGAAGAUUCGGAUUAGUUUUUUUUUUUU